Molecule: messenger RNA, 1974 nt
Organism: Diatraea saccharalis (sugarcane borer)
Lineage: Eukaryota; Metazoa; Arthropoda; Insecta; Lepidoptera; Crambidae
Source: the annotation of a GenBank genome assembly
UACUCUAUCUGAAACUGAAAAAAGUCGGUUUUCAUUUAUUAAAUGAUCUUAUAGAAAGUGUUAUUUUUUCAGGGUUUGUUAACCAGCUCAGUUACAAUGAGUAGCCAGCGUCAGUAUAUGAACGUGAACAACACACCUAGCUCACGUGUCGGUGAUAUAGAGCAUAUAACUCACUUAUCUGAGCACAUAGGAUCUCUAUGUCUGUCAUCAGAGUACUCAGAUGUGACCCUGAUAGUGGAAGGGCAGCGGAUUCCUGCCCACAAAGUGAUACUAGCUGCAAGCAGUGAUUAUUUUAGGGCACUCCUCUAUGGUGGUAUGAGGGAAGCCAAUCAGGCUGAAGUUGAAUUACAAGCCCCACUACAAGCGUUCAAGGCUCUCUUACGCUAUGUUUAUUCAGGUCACAUGGGACUAUCCCUGCUGCGUGAGGACACCGUGUUAGAUAUGCUGGGGCUGGCACACCAGUUCAACUUCCAGGAGUUGGAGACUGCCAUCUCUGAUUACUUGCGCCAAGUUCUUGCGCUCAGGAACGUGUGUGCUGUGUUAGAUGCCGCUAGGCUAUACGGUUUGGAUGCUCUCAUGGACUACUGCUACAAUUUCUUAGAUAGAAAUGCAACGGAAGUCCUCCAGCAUGACACAUUCCUUCAGUUAUCAGUUGAAGCCCUCCAAGGUUUGUUGGAACGGGACUCCUUUUUCGCAGCAGAGGUGGACAUCUUCAAGGCUGUGUGUAACUGGUUCAGCGCAAACCAAGCGUGGGUCAAAUCUGAGAGCGGUCAAGCGCAAGUUGAGAAGAUCUUGAAAUGCGUGCGGCUGACUUUAAUGAGUUUGGAAGAACUACUGAGUGUUGUGAGGCCGUUCUCCCUGGUCACCCCGGACAUGCUCCUGGACGCCAUCCAGGAGAAGACGCAGACCAAAAGCACGGACCUUCCGCAUCGUGGCAUGCUACUACCCGAGGAGAACGUGGCGACGCCGAAACGUGGCGCGCGCGUGAUAUCGGGCGAUAUGCGGUGCGCGCUACUGGACGGCGACACGGAGAACUACGACAUGGAGCGCGGCUACACGCGGCACACCAUCAGCGACGCGCCCGACAACCCCGGCAUACUCGUGCGCCUCCACACCGCCACCAUCAUCAACCACGUGCGCCUGCUGCUGUGGGACCGCGACAACAGGUCAUACGGAUAUUACAUCGAGGUAUCGGUGGACCAGAAGGACUGGGUGCGAGUGGUGGACCACAGCACGUACUACUGCCGCUCCUGGCAGAACCUGUACUUCGAGCCGAGGGUCGUGCAGUACAUCAAGCUGGUCGGCACCAGCAAUACUGUCAAUAAGGUGUUCCACGCGGUGGCGCUGGAGGCGCUGCACACGGCGCGCGUGCCGCCGCUGUGCGGGGGACUCGUGAAGCCCACGCACAACGUCGCCACCGUGGAACUGUCCGCCGUCGUCAUAGAGGGCAUCAGUCGUUCCCGCAACGCGCUCCUGAACGGUGACACGGAACACUAUGACUGGGAGCAGGGAUACACGUGCCACCAGCUCGGCUCCGGCGCUAUUGUGGUACAACUAGCGCAGCCAUACUUACUGUCGUCCAUCAGACUGUUGUUGUGGGAUUGUGAUUAUCGUCACUACUCUUACUACGUGGAGACAUCGCUCAACUACUGGGACUGGGAAACCGUGUGCGAUCGCACUAGAGACCACUGCAGAUCAUGGCAAGUGAUUUACUUCAGUCCCCGGCCAGUUUCCAUCAUACGUAUCGUCGGCACUAAUAAUUCGGUUAAUGAGGUAUUUCACCUCGUGCACUUGGAAUGUCCGGCACAGGUAGAAGAACCGCGUGAAGACCCCACGGCCAAGAAGCAGCGACCCUCGCCACAAGACAACCGCCUCAACCCCACACAUGGUAUGAUAUCGAUGGUAUUUGGCGCCCAACAUAGAACAGAUAUAAUGUAGUAGGAGCCCAAUAUUGAGCCGAUAGAAUGUAGUUGA